AUGAGGCUGCUGUGGAAGGUGGUGGACAAGAUGAGGUGUUUCCGGAAACGUUCUGCCUUUCCUCUCCUUGGCAUUCUCAUCACCUUUCUCCUGUUUUUAAAUCUCAACAUGGAUAAUGAAUAUGUGCUGGAGGCUGAAAAAAGACAACUUGGAGAGACGGUGAUACAUCCCGCAAACUCUGAAAGAUACGUCCACACAUUCAGAGAUCUUUCCAAUUUCUCUGGUACCAUAAAUGUGACAUAUCGCUACCUUGCAGGAAUCCCUCUGCCACGUAAAAAGUAUCUCACCAUUGGCUUGUCAUCAGUCAAGAGAAAAAGAGGCAAUUACCUCCUGGAGACCAUCAAAUCCAUCUUUGAUCAGUCCAGUUAUGAGGAACUUAAAGAGAUUGUGGUUGUGGUCCAUCUGGCAGACUUUGACCUGGUCUGGUGUGAAAACCUGGUGCAGGAGAUCACCAGGAAGUUUGCCCACCACAUUAUAGCCGGACGCCUCCUGGUGAUCCAUGCUCCAGAGGAGUAUUACCCAUCUCUGGAUGGGCUGAAAAGAAACUACAAUGACCCGGAGGACAGAGUGCGUUUCCGUUCCAAGCAGAACGUGGACUAUGCCUUCCUCCUCAACUUCUGUACAAACCUCUCUCACUUCUACAUGAUGUUAGAGGACGAUGUGCACUGCUCCAGGAACUUCCUGACAGCCUUGAAGAAGGUGAUCACCUCCAGAGAAGGUUCCUACUGGGUGAUGCUGGAGUUCUCCAAGCUGGGUUAUAUUGGGAAGCUCUACCACUCCAGAGACCUGCCUCGACUGGCUCAUUUCCUUCUGAUGUUUUACCAGGAGAUGCCCUGUGACUGGCUCCUCAUUCACUUCAGAGGCCUUCUGGCCCAGAAGGACGUGAUCCGCUUCAAGCCCUCGCUGUUCCAACAUAUGGGCUAUUACUCCUCUUACAGAGGAGCAGAGAAUAAAUUAAAGGAUGACGACUUUGAGGAAGACUCCAUAGACAUACCUGACAACCCUCCCGCUAGCCUUUACACAAACAUCAAUGUGUUUGAAAACUAUGAUGCUACUAAGGCGUACAGCAGCAUAGCUGAUGAAUAUUUCUGGGGGAAGCCUCCCUGCACUGGAGACUUUUUUGUUAUUGUGUUCAACAAAUCAACAAAAAUCAGCAAAAUUAAAAUCGUUACAGGUAUAGAUGAUCGUCAGAAUGACAUUCUGCACCACGGUGCUCUGGAAGUGGGGCAAAAGCUGGUGGAAACCAAGCAAGGGAGGCAAUGUACUUCCUACAUUACAUUAGGAGAGUUUAAACGUGGCACCAUUGAGGUUCACAACGUGGACCACAAGAUCGGCUUUGACAUGGAAUGCAUACGAAUAGUCAUUACUGCCAGUCAGAGAGAAUGGCUUAUCAUAAGAACUAUCAGCUUGUGGACUACACAGCCAGUAAGUCAGUAA
This is a messenger RNA of Lampris incognitus (smalleye Pacific opah), 1437 nucleotides long. Its product is annotated as alpha-1,3-mannosyl-glycoprotein 4-beta-N-acetylglucosaminyltransferase C-like. The transcript has 3 exons. The record is from RefSeq and is a predicted model, not a curated record. Lineage: Eukaryota; Metazoa; Chordata; Actinopteri; Lampriformes; Lampridae. The coding region runs from base 1 to 1437 and encodes 478 amino acids. Gene Ontology annotation, molecular function: acetylglucosaminyltransferase activity. Gene Ontology annotation, biological process: protein N-linked glycosylation.